CGGUCGCACUGGCGUGCAGUUCAGUUCAUCAGUCCGGCUCAGGCACAGCAGUCUGCUCAGCCAGCCUGCUUGGAACGAGAGAGAGAGAGAGAGAGCGUAAACAGUAAACACGGUUAGGCUAGUACUAGUAGUUGGCUCGUCACAGCCAGGAAAACUCCAAUCUGGAGGACGGAGGAAUGUCCCAGUGAAAAGACAAGAGCUCUUCUGCGUCAGUUGUGUAAACAGCACAGAAUUCUACACUAUUCUGUGGUAAACAGGCACAGCCACAAGACCCAGUUCUCGUUACGCUUUCCGUAGGCCUACGCCAAUGCCCAGGAUGGCCUCCGAAAAACAUCAACAAUGACGGUGUUGUUAAUGUUGUGGUUUUCCCCCCACUGAUUCACAGAACUGUUGAGACAAAUACUUGUCAUUUGGAAAACCGAGAACUCAAGUCGAGAGUUAAUCAUCUUCAUCGAUAUGUAUCCUGUGAUUUUGUAUCUUUAGAAAAGUGUGUAAUCAAACUGAGCUUGUCUAGAGAUCUUGACUGAUGAUUCUUGAUUGAAUUGAAUCUGUGUCAAGUCGACUCUCAAGUCAGUAAAAAGUCGUCCCGCAAUACACGUAGCCUAGUCAACUUGGAUUGAAUUUCUUCGACUGCCCAACCUCCCAGGCUUCGUGUUUGUGAUCGUGUUUUUUGCUUUUGGUCAGCGACUUUGGCUUUCAACUUAGAUUCAUGGCAAAUUUUGGAGUUGGUGAAAGUUUGACCACCUCCGCCUCCAGUAUGUGG
Messenger RNA from Aplysia californica (California sea hare), 763 nucleotides. Its product is annotated as collectin-12. NCBI's taxonomy places the organism in Eukaryota, Metazoa, Mollusca, Gastropoda, Aplysiida, Aplysiidae. The record is from RefSeq and is a predicted model, not a curated record.